Molecule: messenger RNA, 2555 nt
Organism: Solanum tuberosum (potato)
Lineage: Eukaryota; Viridiplantae; Streptophyta; Magnoliopsida; Solanales; Solanaceae
Exons: 5
Coding region: 22-1440 (472 amino acids)
Cellular component (GO): membrane
Molecular function (GO): protein binding
Source: RefSeq, a predicted model, not a curated record
AACUCUUAAUAGUACUAACUUAUGUUUCCUUUUUCUGCACACCAAGGCCAUCAAAGUUAUCAUCAAAAUGACCUCGAGAAUUCCCCAAUUCAAGCUGAAAGGAACAGAAACCACAAGUUGUUUCCAGCCAAUUACACCAUCUUUAUCGAGUUCCUCAAAUGUAUAAUGAAGAUUGUACUUAUUGUAUUGGGUAUUGGACUCCAAAGGACAAAAAAACUAGAGGAAAGGAAAAGGCAACAUACAUGGGGAGUUCAAAUUAUGAAGUUGAUGAUUGAGAAAGAAGAACGUUACAAAUUCUAUGAAAGUACUGGGGAGAAGCCAGAAGAUACGUACCUCUAUAGUCAAAUUGGAGCACCUCCUACAGCACCCCCUCCAACAGAUGACAUUGCACAGAUCGAGCAACCACCAACUUCAAGCACAGAUAAGAAGAUAGAUGAUCUCAUGCCCGAGAUGUCCAAGACCAAGGAGACACCGCUAUUAGUGGCAUCAAAGAUGGGUACUGUAGAGAUGGUACAGAGGAUCCUCAAAAAGUUCCCAAUAGCCAUUCAAGAUACGGACUGUAACGAGAAGAACAUCCUGCUUUUAGCUGUAGAGCAUAGGCAAACAGAUGUUUAUAAUUGGUUAAUAGGAGAAAAGUAUCCAGAGUACGUGUUUUAUCAUGUGGACAAACAUGGAAACAAUGCAGUGCACCUAGCUGCAAUGUAUCAGAAGCUCGAGGUGUGGCGCAUCCCUGGUAGUGCUCUACAGUUGCAAGGCGAAAGGAAGUGGUACAAGUAUGUGAAGCACACUUUGCCACCACAAUCAUAUGUUCGUUAUAACAAUAAAGGUCAGACACCAAGACAGAUCUUCGUAGAGACACAUGCAAAGUUACUCAGUGAUGGAACUCAAUGGCUCGUCACAACUGCCAAUUCAUUCUCUGUCGUAGCAGCACUGAUUGCUACUGUUGCAUUUGCUACAUCUGCCACAAUCCCAGGCGGAGCCGAUGAUAAUGGCCAUCCACACUUAGAAAAUCAGCCUGCUUUCGACGUGUUCUCUAUAACAUCACUAGUUUCUCUUUGCUUCUCUGUCACGGCCCUAGUGUUUUUCUUAGCUAUCCUCACAUCUCGAUGCCGACACAAUGAUUUCGAGAAAGACUUGCCAAGAAAGUUGCUCCUUGGAUUAACUUCGCUUUUUGCAUCAAUAACUGCCAUUUUGAUCUCAUUCUGUGCUGCACAUUUCUUUGUCCUCCGGGAUAAAUUCAGGACUGCGGCAAUUCCAAUAUAUGGGGUAACAUGCAUACCUGUGGUGUUUUUUGCAUUUAAUCAGUUCCCUCUCUAUGUUGAUCUUAUAAGGUCAUACAUCCAAAUGCUACCACUUCGUAGCUAUAAGGUGUUUUAUACCGAUUCCUCAGAAGCAACUAGCUCAGAUCAGAAGAAAGAAGGUAAAGAAAAGGAUGAUUGAAACAGGUCAAAAUUAUGACAAGAGCAGAGCGUUGCACGGUUUCCUACUUCAGUUUCCAAAUAAGGCUGGGUUGUUUUGUGUCAAAAAAUGAUGAAUUCCAAGAAAGGUUUCCCUUCGUCGAGAGGAGGUAAGGUGGAGAUAUAAUUUUUCUAUCUAUAUCCUUGAAGAAACUCACACUUUUUUAAGCAUUCCAUGAUUUCAUGUACCUUUUUUUCCAGACUAAAGUUAGUUAAGAAUAGGGUGCUAAAUGUUGUUUGAUCCUGUAAUUCAUGUGAACUUGAGGAAGUCUUAGGGAACUUUCUAGGCAUUUUAACCCCUGGGAUGCUGUCCUCAUAAUUACACAAAUUGGGAUAGGCCCAUGAUAGACUUUCGCCCCUAAGCUGCCACCCUUCUAUACCAAUUGGGAUCGACCCAUGCUAGGCAUUUGUCAAGGUAUUAUCCUAUUUUGUAAAAUUAUUGAACAAGGAAAAAGUUUAGCUUUUCAAGGAUCAUUUUUUAUCCAAUAUGACUUAAAUCCAAAUAUAAAGAUUAGUCCCCAGCAUACCUCGCUCAAGCUCUAUUUAAUUUGGAUUGUAGCUGGUCCAUUUAAAGAGUGAUAGAAUGUAAAUUUAAGGACACUACAAGAGUGACGGAGAACCAAAUUCGAUUUAUGCCGGUAAAUUUACAACAGAUGCUAUAAUUUUAUUAAGGAGAUCGAUGGGAGUUUAUAGCAAGGGGAAAAAAAGAUUGGUGUUCAUUGACGUAGAGAAAGUCAUAUAGCUAGAAAGGUCCUUUGGUGGGUGUUGGAGACGAGAGGAAUUUAUAUUACAUUAAAUAUAUAAAUGAUAAAACAGACAUGUAUUUAGGAGCCAUCACUAGCAUAAAAACAGUAGUAGGAGAUGCAACGGAAUUUCUCAUAACCAUGAGUUUACACCUAGGGUCGGCAUUGAGCAUGUACUUGUUCACCCUUGUGAUGCAUGAGCAAAUAACUACAAUACAAGAUGAAGUUCCAUGUUGUAAACGGUAGUGUGCUAAAUCACAAAACCAAUGAUGGUACAUGGUAACUCUGCCCACCAAAGUUCAGACAGAUGGGAAGAAAUCACACCUAGUGUCUUGUGCCUCCACUGAGAUUUGAA